UUCAUCCUCGGUGAUAAAACGAACUCGUCCCCAUUUGCCAUCAUUCUGUUUAUUCCCAAAAGCAAAUGAAGAAAAUUCAUUUCAGGUAGAUCGAAUACAUAGACGGAACAAGCGCCUAUGGGAGUUAGAACACACCGACCGUUUCUGCUAGCAAGAGUACCGAUCAUGGAUUUUAAUUCAAGUUUAAUAGGAUACCUGUCAGUCAUGAAGUUUAAAGAAAUAGUGGCCAUCAUUUGCAGCAUAUUCCAAUGCUGCAAGGGGAAAAAAGAAAUUAAAGAACAGAAAAGCCAUGAAGAUGAAGAUGAUGUAAGAGAAGAAGAUGAUGCAAAAAUUUCAGGAGCUGUCAAACGUUUCAAGAUUGAAUACCCGGCAGAAAAUCCUUCUCUGUACCUCAUUGAAAUUUUCAAUGAGGUGGAGGAUUUCUGCAAUAUGAGGGUAAGAAGAGUUUCCCUAGCCGGACAGGAAUGACUCAAGAACAUAAAACAAUUGUGUGAUGCAGAAAAAGAAAUGUAAAAUAUUGAUUGUGGUCUUAAUUAAUAAAUCACAAUUUUUUGGUCAA
Molecule: messenger RNA, 559 nt
Organism: Parasteatoda tepidariorum (common house spider)
Lineage: Eukaryota; Metazoa; Arthropoda; Arachnida; Araneae; Theridiidae
Source: RefSeq, a predicted model, not a curated record